AUGGGCAGCGUGCUUCAUCUUGCGACCAACGUACAAGCAGCCGAAGUCUUCUCGUCUGAAGGGCGGAACUCGGCUCCAUCCCAGCAUGCUGCGGCCAUUUUCUGCGACUAUUGCUGGCCGCCACUGCAUCCCGACCCAUCUGGCUCUGGAGAGCCUCCCAACAAGCGCCGGCGCGUCAUCGCAGACGCCUCCACCGCGACAGGGGACGCGGGUCGCGGACGACCGGACCAUGUCUGCCUAAGUCGUAUUUCGUUCGAGUUGGUGUUUUCCGACCGCGAGCACGUUCUCGCAACAACCAGACAAGCCCCGGAUCUCCUGGUGGCUGGCGUAGAGCUGACGUCUGCGUCUACUUUGCGGUUGCAACUGUCCCGGAGCGAUUCCCCCAAAACCCUUGCCGUGGCCCUCGCAGCGCAACAGCCUCUUGAACCGGCGUUGGCUCAUCUGGAUUGGAUCGUAAGAUUCUUGAAUGCCGGCCCUUCUACGAAGAAGAAUACACCGAUAUCUCGAGUGCUGUCGACGCGCGUAUCCGUUACCCCGGCCUCUUCUGACGCACCGAAUCCUUGCGCCGAGCUACAGUUUCUGUGGGCUGUUGGCAUCGAGGCCGAAGAAAGUAGCCGGGCGAACAGCACCAUCGCCGCGCUCGAGAAAGAAGUGCUCUCCUACUAUUUCCCUCCAUCCAAUACGUCCGAGGUUCCGUGGACUAUUCAAUCCUUCUACGAGAGCGUGCAUGUACCCCCAAAAGACUCCACCCAAACCCCUGAUAUGCCGAAUGAUCUCUUGACCUGCACGCUUUACCCGUUCCAACGUCGAUCUGUCCAGUGGAUGUUACAACGCGAAGCCGCCAGACUGAGCGCGGGGAGCGUCGCUCCUCUGGAGGAUGAUCAUGCCCGACCGGCAGACCCUGCGCUAUCUUUCGAGCCAAGCUUUGAUUGCAACAAGCGCCAAUGCUUUGUGAGUCAUAUGCGAAGAAUGGUCAUCACCCAUGGUUCCUCGCUAUCAGACGACGAAACGGCCAGGAAUCGGGGGAUCCUCGCAGAGGAGAUGGGUUUGGGCAAGACAGUUGAGCUCACCGCAUUGAUCUGUCUCCACCGGCGUACGACCCAGCAACCCACUGUUUUCGAUCGCUAUACGUGCUCUGAAGUUGCCGCUAGCGGCGCAACCCUCAUCAUCACCCCGCCGGGAAUAUUGGAGCAAUGGAAAAGCGAACUCAGCACUCAUGCACCUCAACUGAAGGUGUUUCAUUACAGGGGUAUGCCGCCGAUCACGGCAGCGAAGAAACAAACAGAUUCAGACAUGGUCAAAGAACUGCUGAAAUACGAUGUUGUGAUCACCACAUACCAUGUCCUGUCUCGGGAAAUCCACUACGCAAACACAGCUCCAAAGCGCGACCUGCGCAGGCAGAAACAAUAUGAACCCCGCCGGAGCCCUCUUGUUCAGAUCUCCUGGUGGAGAUGCUGCUUGGACGAAGCACAGAUGAUAGAGAGCGGCGUUAGUCAAGCCGCCACGGUGGCUAGGGUAAUUCCACGGAUAAACGCCUGGGCUGUCUCUGGAACCCCGGUAAGGAAAAAUGUCCACGACCUUCUCGGACUGCUCAUAUUCCUUCGCCUUGAGCCCUUCUGUAGCUCUAAGUCUCUGUGGAGCCGCAUUGAUAAGAAGCACUUUCACAAUCUCUUCUCAACCAUCGCAUUACGCCACACAAAAGAUCAAGUUCGCGAAGAGCUUCGGCUACCGCCUCAGAAGCGAAUCGUCAUGCUCGUUCCUUUCACUCCAAUUGAAGAACAAAAUUACAGUCAACUAUUCCAGCAGCUCUGUGAAGACUGUGGGCUGGACCCAGAGGGAAAGCCGGUGGAGGAUGACUUCGACUCGGAUGAUCCGCGCAUUCUGGAAAAAUUACGCGGCUGGCUGACCCGCCUCCGGCAAACCUGUCUUCAUCCACAGGUUGGUGGUCGCAACCGCCGGGCCUUGGGUCGUGGCAAUGCGCCCUUGCGAACGGUCGAUGAAGUGCUUGAUGUCAUGAUUGAGCAAAACGACACUCUUGUCAGAGCGGAAGAACGGGAGCACGUCUUGGCUCAGAUCACGCGCGGCCACAUUCUUGGCUUUGUGAAGAACGACACCAGGCGUAGUCUCAAGGCACUGGAUAUUUACAACGCAGCUCUGGAGCAAGCGGAGGUGUUUGUUGCUGACGCUCGCCGAGAUUUAGCUGAAGAAGCGGCGAGCCUGAAUACCGAUGGUGCGAACUUGGACGAUAAGACCGGGAGCGAGAGCGAUGGUGAAGAGGAGGAUAAGGACGAGAAGAAUUUUGGUCGCAUGGCUGUCCUACGCAAGGCACUUCGAUCUGCUCUCGAGGUGCAACACAUUUGCACGUUCUACGUUGCAUCUGCCUAUUACCAAAUCAAAACCAACGAGGACUUGACAGAACCUGAAUCAGACGCCUUCAGGGAGUUGGAAGAGUCAGAGACGCGGUACUACGACCAAGCGAAGGCGAUACGAAAGGAACUUCUACGGGAAAGCCACUCAAGAGCAGAAAGAGCCAUGCGAAAGAUCAAGGCCCAGGCCGAGUCUCCGGUCUCAGAGAUCCCUCUUUCCGAUGAUCAUGGCGGCAUAGAAAACCAAAGGAUCCUGGAAAAAAUGGACCGCCUGACUGAAAGUCUCAACGAGCAAGGGGCUCAACUUAACGAAUGGCGACAGAAGGCUGCCAGUAUACUGCUCAUGCCUUUGGUUGACGAAGACGACGGAGAGACCACCGGCGAGGAGUAUGAGGCCAGCACAAAAGCCCAAGACGAGCUUCAGGCAUACAUUACCAUGCUUCGUGCUAUCAUCGCAGACAGGCACCGCCUAUUGACGGGCCAGACAAAUAACUUCGUUGGUGAGGAAACGAAUGCGGCUCGAAAACAGGCCAGGGACGGAGCUGGCCCAGCGCCCGAACUCCUUAUGGAGUUGGCCGCAAAGCGAGAUCGACUCAAGCCUACAGAUGGCGACGAUUCCUUGAGGGGCAUCAUUGCCGAAGUCCGAUCUCUAGCCACUACCUUGCAGUGGUCUUCGGAGAAUAGGAACGCGAGGGCCAACGCGGAAUUAAAACUGGCCGAAAUGCAACUCGAGAACACGGGCAGAGUUUUCAACGCAGAGAUCAAGAAGCUGGCAGAACUAGAAAAGGAGCUCGAAACGAACCGGAGUUGUAUGAAUUUGCGGGUGGAGUUCUACAGACAGUUGCAGGUUCUCAGCGAUCAGCUCCGACCGUACAAAGAGGAACUGGACGACGAGCUUGAUCAAGAAGCUCUGCACUCGCAGCGGCAGAAAGAGCAAAGGACAGCCGAUCGACUGGCGGGUCUCAAGACGAAGCAGAGGUUUCUACUGCAUUUGAAAAACGAAUCGAAGGAGCAAGAGGGCCCUCGACUAUGCGUAAUCUGCCAGAAUGACUUCGACAUCGGCGUCCUCACAAUAUGCGGUCAUCAGUACUGCAAGGAAUGUUUCACGGUCUGGUCAAGGCAGCAUCAUACUUGCCCGCUUUGCAAACGGCGCCUGAAUUUGAAACGGGACUUCCACGAAAUCACGUACAAGCCGAAGGAACUGCGCGCGAAAGAGGAACAUCAAGUGGUGCCGCUGCCAGAUGGGCCUUCUUCUUCUGAGACCAGCAGCUCGUCCAUCUACACCGAACUAAGCCAGUCAACAAUGGACGAGAUUAAAACUUUGGACCUGAACGGGUCGUUUGGCACCAAGGUUGACACGCUGGCCAGACAUCUGUUGUGGAUCCGCCAGAACGAUCCGGGAUCCAAAAGUGUCGUCUUCUCGCAGUACGGAGAUUUCUUGAAGGUUCUGGGCGAUGCGUUCCGUCAGUUCAAGAUCGGGUUUUCCAACAUCGCAGAGAAAGGAAGCAUCGAGAAAUUCAAGCAGGAUGCAAGCGCCGAGUGCUUCCUCCUGGACGCGAAAUCGGAUGCGUCCGGGCUGAACCUGGUCAACGCGUCGUACGUCUUUCUAAUGGAGCCGCUCAUCAACGCGGCAAUCGAGCUCCAGGCGAUAGCACGGAUCCACCGCAUAGGGCAGCAGCGGGCGACGACAGUGUUCAUGUAUCUGGCGGUGGAUACGGUGGAAGAGAACAUCUACAAGAUCAGCGUGCAGCGCCGGCUAGAGCACAUGGCAGGACAGGCGAAGGGCAAGUGGCGGUCAGACUCGUCGGUGCCGGCGGUGCAGGAAAAGGAGCUGGAUGCGGCCAACACGCUCGAGAUGCAGCAGGCGCCGGUUUCGCGGUUGCUCGUGCAAAAGAAGGGCGGCGGCGAGGUGGUCAGCAGCGAGGACGUUUGGGGCUGUCUGUUCGGGCGAGGGGACGGGCGGCGGCGGGCGAAGGCGAGCGGUGCAAGCAGGGCGGUGGAGGUCGAAGUCGGACGGUUUCUGCGGGGGGCGGCGGCGGAAGGCAGGACGGGACAGUGA
This is a messenger RNA of Diplodia corticola, 4425 nucleotides long. Its product is annotated as snf2 family helicase atpase. NCBI's taxonomy places the organism in Eukaryota, Fungi, Ascomycota, Dothideomycetes, Botryosphaeriales, Botryosphaeriaceae. The coding region runs from base 1 to 4425 and encodes 1474 amino acids. Gene Ontology annotation, biological process: protein polyubiquitination; DNA damage response. Gene Ontology annotation, molecular function: ATP binding; ATP-dependent chromatin remodeler activity; ubiquitin protein ligase activity. The transcript is spliced from 3 exons. Gene Ontology annotation, cellular component: nucleus. The record is from RefSeq and is a predicted model, not a curated record.